Molecule: messenger RNA, 1459 nt
Organism: Octopus sinensis (East Asian common octopus)
Lineage: Eukaryota; Metazoa; Mollusca; Cephalopoda; Octopoda; Octopodidae
Product: elongation factor Ts, mitochondrial
Exons: 6
Coding region: 120-1097 (325 amino acids)
Biological process (GO): mitochondrial translational elongation
Cellular component (GO): mitochondrial matrix
Molecular function (GO): protein binding; translation elongation factor activity
Source: RefSeq, a predicted model, not a curated record
UGUGUGUGUAAAAUUAAGGGAGAUAACUGUAUUUAAUAUCCUGACUGGGCCACACCGGAUCAUCGUCGGACGUCGUCGUUUCAUCUAACAGGUACUUUGUUGACUCACCUAAAGGGGAAAUGCUUAUAACAACAAGGACUUCAUUAAUGGCUAAAGCUAUGCAGCUGCUGUACCAAGGCCAGUUAUUCCAUUCUUCUUGCCUGCGGGCAGCAAGUGUUGAUAAGAAGCUUCUUAGUGCCCUGCGGAAGAAAACUGGGUUUACAUUUGUGAAUUGCAAGAAAGCUUUGGAGAAAUUUGGAAGUGAUAUUGAGCAGGCAGAAGCAUGGUUGAAAGAACAAGCUCAGAAGGAAGGUUGGCAGAAAGCUUUGAAACUUCAAGGGCGGCAGAUGUCUCAGGGUCUUGUCGCAGUGAUGCUACGAGAGAAUUCUGCUACCAUGAUAGAGUUGAAUUGUGAAACUGAUUUUGUUGCUCGGAAUGAAAAGUUCCAAGAACUUGUCAAAAAUCUGUCAACAUGUUGCCAAGACUAUUUCAAUAAUUCUGCACAAAAUAAAAUGUUACUGAAUAAAGAGCAGGUGAACCAAAUCGUUCAUGGAUCAAACUCUUUAGGGGACAAGGUCGCUAAAGAGGUUGGUAACAUAGGAGAAAACAUGGCUCUCCGAAGAGCAGCUUACCUCCAGACAGCAUUAUCACCAUCCACCUGGCUAGGGUCAUACGUACACUCAACACAAGGUUUAGCUAAAGUAACAGACUGCGCCGUUGGUAAAUUUGCUGCCAUCGUUACAAUUAAACCAACGUCGGAUGAAGUGCCUGAGCAGAACGUGGUAGAAGCAGGGCAGCGUUUGGCGCAACACAUUGUCGGUAUGAACCCUACCAAGGUCGGAAAUCCCGAUUGCGAUGAACCACACGCAGACAAGGACCAAGAGAAUGUUCUGAUCUUCCAGGAGUUCCUGCUCGACAGUAGCAAGACUGUCGGACAAUACUUGUCAGAUAUGUCGAUAACGGUUCAGGACUUUGUUCGCUUUGAGUGUGGUGAGGUUCUUGCUGAAGAGGAGAGCAACAAGGAGACUGUGGCCACAGCUGCUGCUAGUAGUAGUUAAUAGGGUGUGUUAGGAUUGGAGUUACACCCUCUACUCAUGUAUGUGUGUACAUAUGUAUGUGCGUGUGUGUGUUUACCAGGCAUGGGCAACCAUUUUCAAGAAGUGGGCCUGUGAGAUAUGACUCAUCAUUGAGUGAGUGAAGGUAAUUUUUUAUUAAGUGUGCCAUUCAGAAAGUGAUGCAAGCUGUGUGUGGCCCGCAGGCUGCAGGUCAAUCCAUGACUGCUUUCUGUGUAUAAUUUUUACAAGGUAAUGGUUGACAUUUAUUUUGAAGUUUUUGCUAUGCAGUCAACACAGCCAACACUUGAAAGUAACCAUCAUCCUUUUCCUUGUAAAACCGAAAUAAAUGUACUAUUCCAGUGAAA